Monomorium pharaonis (pharaoh ant) is the source of this 2203-nucleotide messenger RNA. RefSeq lists its product as uncharacterized. Lineage: Eukaryota; Metazoa; Arthropoda; Insecta; Hymenoptera; Formicidae. The coding region runs from base 1077 to 2108 and encodes 343 amino acids. The transcript has a single exon. The record is from RefSeq and is a predicted model, not a curated record.
CUUUAUACGUUUUAUUUAUACGCUAAAAAAUUUUUUGGGUUAUCUUUAUUACUUUCUUUAUAUUUAUGUGAUAUUUAUAUGAUAUUCAUAUACAGUAUCUUUUACAAUGGAAGUUGCAAUAAGAAGACGACAAUUAGUUGCAGUUGCUCUUUUUCUUAUUGUAGAAAGAAAAAAAAGAAAGAAAUAUAAGAGGAAUUGGGCUAGAUAUUGGCUGCAACGUAGAAAUACAGUUAGCAAUACAUUAACAAUAUUGCAUAAAGAACUAAGGUUUGUAAUAAAAAUUUACACAUGUAUAUGUAUGUACAUAUAUAUAUUUAUACAUUAAUGUUUUAAAUCUUAUUUGUAAUAUAAUAGAAAAAAGAUGAAAAAGGAGUACAGGUUUUUCGUGUAAUAUGUGUUUAAUGACAACAAAAUUGAUAAAUGUUUUGGUCUGUCUUUAGAUUAUUUUCAAUAUUUGCUAGCCGGUUAACAAUAAAUAUUAAUAUUUUUAUAAAACAUAAUUAAAAAUUUAAAGACAAAUUGUAAAAUAAUAAAAAAGAUAACGUAAUAAAAUGUUCAAAUUUGUUAAAAAGCCGUUGGUAGUGAUUUUACGUGAGAUUAUUAUUUUUGAUUAUCCAAGUUGUAAAGAAAUUAUGAAGUUGUCAUCUCUAACAAUUAAGAAAUUAUUUUACAAAUAUGUUUAUAAUACAAACCAUUAAUAAAAAAGUAAUAUAUAUUUAUUUAGAAUAAGUUGUCAAUGAUAGUACGAUCACGCGUUUAUUGUUAAUCGGUUAGCAAAUAUUAAAAAUGGUCUAAUGACAGACCAUUUAUUAAUUUUAAUCUUAUUAUUAAACACAUGUUUAUACAAAGAACCUGUAAAGCUUUUUUACUUCUUUUCUUUUAUUUAAUUGUUAAUUAACAGAGCUAUUUACAACUUAGGUUUUUAUUAGUAAUAUUAAUAUCCUGCUUAAUAUUAAUUAAUUAAUAUUAUUAGUAAUAUUAAUGACCUGCUCGCAUUUUAAUUUAUUUUUUAAUUUAAAGUUUCUGUUAUUUAUUGCAGUAUCGAAGAUCCAAGCUCUUUUCAAAAUUAUAUACGUAUGGAGCAACUUGUGCUCGAGAAGUUGUUACAUGCUGUUGCAGCUCUAAUUGAAAAAAAGGACACAGUAAUGAGACAAGCUAUCCCUGCUCAAGACCGAUUAAGUGUAACAUUACGUUAUCUUGCUACAGGAAAUUCAUUCAUGGAUUUAUCGUAUUCUGUACGAAUCGCUCCUAAUACAUUAUCUCAAAUAAUACCUAAUACAUUAAAAGCAAUUGUUGAAGUACUUAAAAAGAAAGUUUUUAAUUGUCCAUCUAGUCCAGUUGAAUGGCAAGUUUUGGCAGAGAAAUUCAAUAUACAGUGGCAUAUUCCGCAUUGUUUAGGCUCAUUAAAUGGGAAACGUAUUAAUUUCAGACCACCAAGAAAAGCAGGUUCUGUAUAUAGAAAUUAUAAAGGAAAAGAUAGCAUAAUCUUUCUUGCUCUUGUAGAUGCUGACUAUAAUUUUAUAUUUGUGGAUGUAGGCAGAAAUGGUCGUAUGCAUGAUGCUUCUGUAUUUCGAGAAAGUUCUCUGGCUACACAGUUGCAUUCAAGAACAUUAAAUUUACCUUUGCCAUCCUCUUUACCUGGAUACAAUGUUGAUAUGCCAUAUGUAAAUGUAGCAGACGAUGCUUUUUUUCUUAAGACAAACAUUAUGAAACCAUAUCCUGGACGCAAUCUUACCAAUGAAAAAAAAAUUUUUAACUAUAGACUAAGUAGAGCGCGUAGAACGGUAGAGAACGCUUUUGGCAUUAUGGCAAACAGAUUUCGUAUUCUCUUAAAUACUAUACCUCUUUCAGUUGAAAAGGUAGAAUUAAUUACAUAUACUUGUUGCAUUUUACAUAAUUUUUUAUUACAAAAAAAAGCACAUUCUUAUAUUCCUUUGGAAUUGAGAAACAAUAUUUCUGAGAGUAUCCAAUCAAAUUUGAAUAGUAUUUUACAUCAAAACGGAAAUCGUUGUACUGAUAGAGCUGUUAUUAUUAGAGACCAUUUCUGCACAUAUUUUAAUACAAUAGGAACUAUCCCAUGGCAAGAUAUACGUAUUGAAAAAGAUUAAGUCUUAUUUGAUUAUUAAUAACUUUAUUUUAUAUCUCUUUAAGCAAAAUUUUUAUUAUUGUUAAUUUUUUAAAACACGCACAUAUAUGUUUCUUU